Spea bombifrons (plains spadefoot toad) is the source of this 1184-nucleotide messenger RNA. RefSeq names its product palmitoyl-protein thioesterase 1 (gene PPT1). The record is from RefSeq and is a predicted model, not a curated record. Gene Ontology annotation, cellular component: lysosome. The transcript has 9 exons. NCBI's taxonomy places the organism in Eukaryota, Metazoa, Chordata, Amphibia, Anura, Pelobatidae. The coding region runs from base 37 to 945 and encodes 302 amino acids. Gene Ontology annotation, molecular function: palmitoyl-(protein) hydrolase activity. Gene Ontology annotation, biological process: receptor-mediated endocytosis; protein depalmitoylation.
UCCCGGAAGCGUCACUUGUCAUGAGAUUCAUCUAAGAUGGCUGUGUUUGGUUUGUGCUUGUUCGUGGUUUGUGUCGCUUUUGUAGUUGGCGGUCCCGUUCUGAAAAACGGGGGCGAUCCGGUACCGCUUGUAAUAUGGCACGGAAUGGGUGACUCUUGCUGUAACCCCUUCAGCAUGGGGGCCAUUAAGAAAAUGGUGGAGGAGCAGAUACCGGGGAUCUAUGUGCUUUCCUUGAAGAUUGGCAACAGCAUCACCGAGGACAUGGAAAACAGCUUUUUCCUCAAUGCAAACGAACAAGUGGCCAGAGUAUGUGAGCAGCUGGCGAAAGACCCCCGGCUCCAGCAGGGCUACAACAGCAUGGGAUUCUCCCAAGGGGGGCAGUUUCUGAGAGCGGUAGCCCAGAGAUGUCCUCAGCCACGCAUGCGCAACCUCAUCUCUGUCGGAGGACAACACCAAGGUGUAUACGGCCUCCCUCGCUGUCCCGGAGAAUCAUCUCAUAUUUGCGACUGGAUCAGAAAAGUGCUGAACUCUGGUGCCUAUACUAAGGCCGUGCAGGAACACCUAGUGCAGGCAGAAUAUUGGCAUGACCCACUGAAUGAGGAGACCUACAGAAGUAGCAGCAUUUUUCUAGCAGAUAUCAAUCAGGAGAGAAGUGUAAAUGAAAGCUACAAGCGUAAUCUCCAGGCUCUAGAGAAGUUUGUGAUGGUGAAGUUUCUACAAGACACCAUGGUAGAUCCUGUAGAUUCAGAGUGGUUUGGAUUCUACAGACCAGGACAAGGCAAAGAGAUUAUCCCAUUACAGAAUAGCACUAUAUACACAGAGGAUCGUUUGGGGUUGAGAGAAAUGGAUACGGCAGGGAAGCUGGUGUUCCUUGGCGUGGAAGGAGACCACCUGCACUUCACAGACAAGUGGUUUAAUGAGAAUAUCUUACCAUUUCUGCAUUGAAUGCAUGUCCCUACUGCACACCUGAAACCGCUAUACUAACUACCUGAUUCAUUCCGCAAUGCACACUGGGAUAGAGACCCGGAAAAAGGUGUGGGAAAUAUUUAGGUGGGGGUCUCUGAGAAGAAGCUCCUGGCUACUCACCUGUCACACCUCCAGCUCUGAUGUGUGGUUUUAUUCUAGAACUACCUACCUCCAGAGAUAAAAAACUAUCCUUAACAUUUUCAUAUAAUAAUAUAUCU